Messenger RNA from Penicillium maclennaniae, 1947 nucleotides. Its product is annotated as putative serine/threonine protein kinase. Gene Ontology annotation, molecular function: ATP binding; protein kinase activity. Gene Ontology annotation, biological process: protein phosphorylation. The record is from RefSeq and is a predicted model, not a curated record. Lineage: Eukaryota; Fungi; Ascomycota; Eurotiomycetes; Eurotiales; Aspergillaceae. The transcript has a single exon. The coding region runs from base 1 to 1947 and encodes 648 amino acids.
AUGUCGACCAUGGAGUGCCUCAAGAAUGACUUCGUCAAGGGUCGACUCUUGGAUGGUCGUUUCCGAACGGUUGCCCCGCUCAAUCACGGGUCGUUCGGCAUGGUGUUUCUCGCAACAGAUAUCACGACCGGCCAAGAUGUCGCCAUCAAGUGCUUGACCAAGCCAUCUUCGACAGAUCCGUCAGCUCCUCAUUUUGUUGACGAUCGCUUCGAAGAGCUCGAGUGCCACCGGCGCUUCCGCUAUCACCCAAAUCUGGUUAAUCUUAUUCACUCCUUCGAGACCGAGGCUCAUAUGUACCUUGUCUUGGAAUACUGUGCCAAUGGUGACCUAUAUGAAGCCAUUCGUCUCAACCGGGGUCCUUUGGAGACUGAGCACGUUCGGGAUUUCAUGCUGCAACUCAUCGGCGCCCUUGAUUUCAUGCAUUCCAACGGUCUUUACCACCGUGACAUUAAGCCGGAGAACAUCUUCCUGAUGUCUGACGGUUCGAUGAAGCUUGGGGAUUUUGGUCUUGCAACUCGACAAUCGUGGUGUCAUGAAGCCUGCGUUGGUAGUGACCGCUAUAUGGCUCCUGAGCAAUAUGACCCGCCUGCCACUGGUUACUCCCCGGCUAAGGCUGAUAUCUGGUCCAUCGGAAUUUGCCUGCUUAACAUCCUGUUUGCCCGCAAUCCCUUUGUGACACCUACUGAGUCGGACGUGCUCUUUGCGGAUUACGUGCGUGACCGUCAAUCGCUCUUCGACAUCUUCCCCAAUAUGUCUCAGGACACUUUUGAGAUCUUGCUCCAUGCCAUGGCCCUUGACCCCGAGAAGCGCUCUCUGGCUCAGGUGCGUCAGUGCAUCAUGCGGGCUGUGUCCUUCACUACCGAUGACGAGUCCCUUGAUGAGUUCUGUGCUGAGGACCGCGAAGUGGUCACUGCUACUGCCAACCGCGAGCCUCUCCGCACUCCCUCCAUCCAAAGCCCCUUCAUCAACCAAGGCGAUUCUUUCCCCUGGGCGAAGGCAUUGCAGUCAAGCCCUCACCAGGCCAUGCGACAGCUGUCCGCUAUUCCCGACAACGAGAGCUACACCGAGGAUUUGUUCCCACCUUCCGAGGUGGCAGGUACCUCUUGGAUCUCGGCUCAAUUCAACACCCCGUCGAUGGCCUCGGUCUUGGAUUCCGCCAUGGGUGAGUCUUUCCGCUCGCUCAACCUCCACGGUAAACGCAGCAUGCCUUUCCUUCCUCGAUCCGACCCUGUCCCUAUCACCGGCUCUUUGCCUAGUCAUGCCAGCAAGCCUCUGCCAUCGUUGUCGAUGGUCUUUGGCAAGCAUGCGAAUGACCAGAUCUCCAAGAGCUGGAGUGAUCUCUGGGACGAGGAGGAGGAAGAGUCCGAAAUUGAAGACCUUGCACUCCAGCAACGCCGUGAGCAGAACUCUCGUAGUUGGAGCCAAGAAAGUCAGGGUAAGCGCCUUCCAGCUCCCCUGGCCGGGUUGCGCGAGCCGGCCUCCGCUCCCUCUGCCGACCGAACCCAUACUCCGGUCAAUCAGCCCACCGCACCCCGUGCGAUACAAGCCAACUCCGUCGAUGUUGACAGUGACACCGGCGCAUCUAACAGCACGCCUCGUCCCAUUCGCCCGCAGGCUUCCCCGCAAGCUUCUGGAGGCAAGUCGGACAAGUGGGCGGAACUUGGUGACAAGCGUCGCAAAUGUAAGACGCGUGACCUCUUCGGUCCCCAGCGAGCCCCCAUCACCUGGCGGCGCGACUGGGGUCUUGGCUCUUCCGGCUUUGAUCAAGGUCUCCGGGCCAAGCGUGAGCCACCUCAGUCUGACCGUCGUCGGCGUCUUCUCCAGAAGGACUGGCGUCGGGAGCCUGCGGAUGUCACCAAACAAUCCCCCCUCAAACACUCUUCAUACGACGGCAGCCUCGACGAAGAUCUCGAUCUCGUGGGCGGGUGGCACGACCUCCACCUGUAG